This is a messenger RNA of Kockovaella imperatae, 2460 nucleotides long. Its product is annotated as SNF2 family N-terminal domain-domain-containing protein. Gene Ontology annotation, biological process: chromatin remodeling; negative regulation of transcription by RNA polymerase II. Gene Ontology annotation, molecular function: DNA binding; ATP-dependent chromatin remodeler activity; chromatin binding. Bases 1 to 2460 code for a protein of 819 amino acids. The record is from RefSeq and is a predicted model, not a curated record. Gene Ontology annotation, cellular component: chromatin; nucleus. Lineage: Eukaryota; Fungi; Basidiomycota; Tremellomycetes; Tremellales; Cuniculitremaceae. The transcript is spliced from 18 exons.
AUGUCUGACGAGGAGCUGGCCAAUCAGCUCGAAGGAUGGCUUGAAUGUGAGAAGUGUGUCAUCUCUUCACAUUGGGAUUGCCUCGCUUCGACUCAGCAGAAGGAUGUGCUCCUCACUCUGGCUGAGAAAGAAGGUCCUCCGAAACCUGGGGAGAGACGUCGAAAGUCUGUCAAGAUUGACGAGCGGGCAGGCUUUGUCUGCGCAAGAUGUACGGCAGUGGCAAAGUGUUUCGUUUGUCACAAAGAGCGAUUGCCUACCGAUCAGGAUCGAGAAGUCAUCAAGAAACAAGAUGAGCCUGAAGCCAUGGAACCUGUCGCGGAAGGAGCGGCCUCCACAAGCAUGCUCAAUGGAAACACGACGAUGGAAGUCGACGUCGACGAUGACACGACAGCUGUCAGGAACCUGCGAGACGAGAGACCCACAGCGAAUGGAGACGCAGAUGAGGCCGAGAACUCCCCGGAGGCAGAGGCCGCCCUCAUGUUCCGUUGCGUUCGGUGCAAGCUUGCCUGCCAUUACCUACAUCAUUGUUCUGCCUCGGAGGUCGGUGUCGAUUCUAGUUUGGCUCGAAAGGCUUCUUGGUAUCAAGAAACGCCUCGACAGUGGACGUGCCACCAGUGCAGAGACUGGAUCUGGCCAGUAGACAUCAUCUGCGCAUGGAGACCUUCCCCAGCGGACGCCGUUGAACCUGAGCUAGAUGGAGACGACGGCGAACCGCCCUCGUACAAAGACGCCCUGCCUCGCGAGUAUCUGGUGAAGUGGGCAGGCCGAGGAUUUCGGCACGUCACUUGGAUACCUCAUGCUUGGGCUAUAGCCAAUGCGCCUCAAAAGCUUCGACACUUCCUUGAAAAGGGACCAGCUUUGGAUCUCGUGACAGACGAGACAUUGGCUGCUCGAGGGGAUGAUAUGGCACAGCCAACCAUCUCGAGCAUCUUGGCGGAGGACGACAAAGUCAAAGGUGAUCAGAAGCAUUCGCACGGAGCAAGGGAGUGGAAGGGUUAUGGCCCUCCACCUGAUAAGAACGCCGAGAGCAGUAUCCCCACCGAGUGGUGUACGAUCGAUCGGGUACUGGAUGUCAUGCUUUUGCCCCCAAAGAAGAAGCGGAAACCUACAAAGAUCAAUCGGAGCAAACGAAUCUUGUCUGCCUCUGCAACUCCUGAGCCGGAAGUCGAGGCGACGACAUUAAGCCCUCGACCGGAUGGCGUGAAUCCUCCCGAGGAGGAGAAGAUGGAGAUUGACGAGUGGGAGGAGAGGUCUGGACGGAGCUUGCAGCCAGAGGAUGCCGAUGAGAUCGCUGGACUGAUAACUUGGUGCUUCGUCAAAUGGGAUGACCUACAGUAUGAUCAAUGUGAGCUACGAACUCUUACAUCAUAUUCAGCUACGUGGGAUACACCUCCUCCUGUUGAUUCACCGCUGUAUCCCGCGUUCAAGCGGGCUCUCAAGCGAUUUCUUGGAGCGAGACUCGUCGACCUGCCUGUCCUGAGUGCUUCAGAGAUAAAGCAGAGGGAGAUGGCUGCUGGAAGUAUGACCAAGCCGCCUGAAACCCAGCCGUCGUGUAUUGUUGGAGGCACUUUGAUGCCUUUCCAACUUCAAGGCUUUCAGUGGCUCCUGUACAAGCAUUUCAAGAGGGAAUCAUGUAUCCUCGCAGACGACAUGGGACUAGGCAAAACCAUCCAGAUCGCAUCACUUCUUGGGUACCUUGGCUCCAGUCAGCUGCAGAUCUACCCGUGUCUCGUCCUUGUGCCAAAUUCGACGAUUACCAACUGGGUUCGCGAAUUUGAGAAAUGGGUACCUCAUAUCCAGGUUGUGCCGUACUAUGGUGAAGCAGCAUCCCGCAAGAUCAUCUCCAAAUACGAGCUGUAUCAUAAGGGUCUCCAGGGCGAAGCUCAUGGACUCAGAGCUCAUGUGGUUCUUACAACAUACGAUAUGAUCACGGGCUCCGAAUUUCGUGUCUUUGGAGGUAUUCCUCGAUGGGAAGUUUUAUGUGUGGAUGAGGGACAACGCCUCAAAUCCGACAAUAGUCUCAUAUUCAAUCGUCUGAAAACGCUCAACUCGGUGCAUCGCAUCUUGCUUACUGGCACGCCUCUCAAUAACAACUUGCGGGAGCUUUUCAAUCUGCUCAACUUCCUAGAUAAGGAGACCUUCCGUCAUCUGCAAGACCUAGAAGCUCGCUUUCAAGAUCUAGAUGAAGCGAAAGUGACUGAGCUACAUGAGAUGAUCAAGCCUUAUAUACUCAGGCGUAUCAAAGCAGAUGUGCUCAAGCUGCCUCCGAAGAUCGAAAUCAUCGUACCUAUCUCUCUUGCGCCGCUGCAGAAGAAUGUGUACAAAACCAUUCUGGAGCGAAAUGCAGAUCUACUAAAAGCUAUCGGAGAAGCUAGGCAGAGAAAAGUCCAGAAGGAGGCUAGGGAGCUGAAAAUGGCUAGAAAGACAUCUGCCGAAGGGGACCCUAUCGUCGUCGAUUAG